Molecule: messenger RNA, 2950 nt
Organism: Parathielavia appendiculata
Lineage: Eukaryota; Fungi; Ascomycota; Sordariomycetes; Sordariales; Chaetomiaceae
Product: TPR-like protein
Exons: 3
Coding region: 169-2637 (822 amino acids)
Biological process (GO): mRNA splicing, via spliceosome; generation of catalytic spliceosome for first transesterification step
Cellular component (GO): Prp19 complex; U2-type catalytic step 2 spliceosome; post-mRNA release spliceosomal complex
Molecular function (GO): protein binding
Source: RefSeq, a predicted model, not a curated record
CUCGACCAACCUCGCCGUGGUUGUCCCGCUGUCCCGUGUGCAACCAUCCUGACGGUCUGCCAGUGAUGUCACGACAACGCGCCAUUUAGCUCUUCCUUCCUCCUCCGAUCCUCCUGCGCGGGAGCGCCAUCGGUUUCGCGCUGCCCGGCACAAAACACGCCAGCAACAAUGGCUUCCGUCCUGCCGUCUGGUCGCCAGCCGGAUCUGGUCCUCGUUUCCGAGGACGAUUUCCCCUACGAGCAGGACAUCCUACGCAACCCGGGAAGCACUAAGCCGUGGCUGGCCUACAUCGAGUACAAGCUUCAGCAUGGGACGAUACGCGAGCAGGCGUUUGUCAUGGAGCGGGCAUGCAUCCAGCUACCGCGCUCGUACAAGCUGUGGAAGAUGUAUCUCCGGUUCAGGAUGAAUCACAUCGUAAAGCUCAACGCCGCCAUUUUUGCAGCCGAGUUCCAAAAGGUCAACGCGCUCUUUGAGCGUGCGCUGAUCCUCCUCAACAAGAUGCCCAAGAUAUGGGAGAUGUACCUCAAGUUCCUGAUGCAGCAGCCUCUGGUGACCCUCACCCGACACACCUUCGACCGCGCGCUCCGGGCGCUCCCAAUCACCCAGCACAACAGGAUAUGGGCCCUCUACCGGCCAUUUGCGAACUCUGCCGAGGGCAUGACGGCGGUCAAGAUCUGGCGGCGGUACAUGCAGGUUCAUCCCGAGGACGCCGAGGACUUCAUCGAACUGCUGGUACAAACAGGCCUGUAUACCGAGGCCGUGAAGAAGUACAUCGACAUCCUUGACAACCCCCGCUUCCAGAGCAAGAACGCCAAGGGGCACUACGAGCUGUGGAGCGAGAUGGUCGAUUUAUUGGUCGAACAUGCGGCCGAUAUCGAGACGGGGCAUGAGACGGGUAUUGACGUCGAACGGAUCAUCCGGAGCGGCAUUGAACGAUUCAGCGAUCAAAGAGGGAAGCUAUGGUCCGGCUUGGCAACAUACUGGAUCCGGCGAGGCAACUUUGAAAAGGCGAGGGAUGUGUUUGAGGAAGGCAUUACGACGGUCAUGACGGUUCGAGACUUUACUCUCGUGUUCGACUCGUACACCGAGUUUGAAGAGUCCAUCAUUGGCGCGUUGAUGGAGGUCGCCUCGGCACGAGCUGAGAAGGGCGUGGUAAACGAGGCUGCUGACUUCGAGCUCGACAUCCGCAUGAUGCGCUUCGAGCAUCUCAUGGACCGCCGGCCGUUCCUCCUGAACGACGUCCUCCUCCGGCAGAAUCCGAACAACGUCACGGAGUGGGAGAAGAGGGUUGCACUGUGGGGGGACAACAAACAAGAAGUGGUACAGACGUACACGGAUGCCAUUGCCGCCAUCCAGCCCAAGAAGGCGGUCGGCCCGUUCCACCAACUAUGGGCGAAUUACGCCAAGUUCUACGAGAAAGGGGGAGACCUGCGGAACGCCCGGAUCAUCAUGGAAAAAGCUGUCAAGGUUCCAUUCAAGUCGGUGGCGGAACUGGCCGACAUGUGGAUUGAAUGGGCUGAGAUGGAGUUGCGGAAUGAGAACUUUGACGAGGCCGUCCGGAUCAUGGCCAAGGCAGUGCAGGCACCCAAGAGGUCGACCGUAGACUAUUUCGACGAGACGCUAUCACCGCAACAACGGGUACACAAGAGCUGGAAGCUUUGGAGUUUCUAUGUCGACCUCGUGGAAAGCGUCAGUUCCCUGGAAGAGACCAAGAAGGUCUAUGAGAGGAUAUUCGAACUGCGCAUCGCGACGCCCCAAACCGUGGUCAAUUACGCUAACCUGCUCGAAGAGCACAAAUACUUUGAGGAGUCGUUCAAAAUUUACGAGCGCGGUCUCGACCUCUUCAGCUACCCAGUUGCUUUUGAGCUAUGGAAUCUCUACCUCACCAAGGCCGUCGAUCGCAAGAUCAGCAUUGAGCGGCUAAGAGACCUGUUUGAGCAAGCGGUUUUGGACUGCCCGCCAAAGUUUGCCAAGGUCAUAUACCUCAUGUACGGCAACCUGGAAGAGGAGCGUGGGCUGGCGCGGCACGCCAUGCGCAUCUACGAGCGGGCCACGCGCGCCGUGUCGGACGAAGACCGUGCCGACAUGUUCAAUUUUUACAUCACCAAAUCCGCCUCCAACUUUGGCCUGCCCUCGACACGCCCCAUAUACGAGCGAGCCAUUGCGACGCUCCCCGACAACGAGGCCCGUGACAUGUGCCUCAAAUUUGCCGAUAUGGAGAAGCGGCUGGGCGAGAUUGACCGCGCCAGGGCCAUCUACGGACACGCCUCGCAGUUCUGCGACCCGCGGACGAACCCCGAUUUUUGGACCAAAUGGGAGCAGUUCGAGGUGCAGCACGGCAAUGAGGACACGUUCAAGGAGAUGCUGCGCAUUAAGCGCAGCGUCCAGGCGCAGUACAAUACCGACGUCAACUUCAUUGCCUCUCAGGCGCUGGCAAGGAGCCAGGCGCAGAGACAACAGAAUGGCGGCGAGGAGGUCGACCAAGAAGUCGCCGACGCCAUGGAGCAGCUGGAGAGGCAGGCUCGCGCGCCGGCCGGGUUUGUGGCCGCCUCGGAAGGCCUCAAGGGGAAUGUACCCAGUCGGCCGGUUGAGGUGGCCAACCCCGACGCCAUCGACCUUGACGAUAUGGAUGAAUGACACGAUUUUCCGUAGGUAGAGAGUGGGCGUUACCUCGCGUCUUUUUUUUGCAGUGGGGUUCAAGGACAGGACAACCUUGAAGUAUUUUCAACUCGGUCGGAUUGGCGCGGCAGGAUUGGUAGACGGACAGAGGAGUAAAUAGAAUCUCGUUAUUUCAUGUUCUCGCUUUACUCAGGUACGAGCCAGUCUCUCGGUCCGGACCACUGCACUUUCUUGGAUGAACUUUUGCUAUAACAGCCCUCUCCUUGUAUGUAAUUUGUACAGCAGACAAGCACGAGAGACAACAUUACCCGCGAACCAACAAGACAACCCC